This is a messenger RNA of Melozone crissalis (California towhee), 747 nucleotides long. It is a transcript of the gene ECSCR, whose product is annotated as endothelial cell surface expressed chemotaxis and apoptosis regulator. Gene Ontology annotation, biological process: positive regulation of proteasomal protein catabolic process; negative regulation of angiogenesis; positive regulation of endothelial cell apoptotic process. NCBI's taxonomy places the organism in Eukaryota, Metazoa, Chordata, Aves, Passeriformes, Passerellidae. The coding region runs from base 1 to 747 and encodes 248 amino acids. Gene Ontology annotation, cellular component: cytosol; plasma membrane. The transcript is spliced from 10 exons. The record is from RefSeq and is a predicted model, not a curated record.
AUGCCGCUCCCGUCCCUCCGCGCUCUGCUCGGGCUCCUCCUGCUGCUCCCAGGUUCCACAGCUCCCACAAACUCCUCCACCCCUGCUGGAUCAGGUCCAUCCCAACCAACAGCACCCAGCCCUGAAGCCAAGAACCACAGCCCAGAGCCAUCAGUAAAAUCAACACCAGCGACCAAACUGAGCCUCACCUCUGUGGGUCAAACUCCUACAGCCAAACCCUCCCCCACCACUACAACAACUCUGACAGCAAUCACUGAGAGAGAUGAUAAGUCCAGUGGAAACAGAAGCACAGCAGCUCCUUCUCCAGCACCUCGAGGUCAGGAUCCCAUGAGGAAUGAGAGCACCACAACAUCAGCAACUCAAGGUGUUUCCUCCUCACAGACAGGCACCUCAAAACCCAUCACCCCAACACCCAACUCCUCCAACCAAUUGCCCAGUCCCACCCCAACAGAUGAGAAAUCACCGCUGACAGUGGCAGCUUUUGGUGUCAUCAGCUUUGUCGUUAUCCUGAUAGUGGUGGUCAUCAUCCUGGUCAGCGUGGUCAGCCUGAGGUUCAAGUGCAACCACUCCAAGGACUCUGAAGACAAACAGAAACCAGGAACCUCCAUGGUAUCAGAGAGCUGCUCGGCAGACACGAGCCAGAAGGGGAACAGCAUCACUCUGAUCUCCAUGAAGAACAUCAACACCAACAACAGCAUGAGCUACCCCCCAUCAGAAAAGGUUUCCCUCUUCAGCCUUGCUUUUUAG